Molecule: messenger RNA, 4146 nt
Organism: Nicrophorus vespilloides
Lineage: Eukaryota; Metazoa; Arthropoda; Insecta; Coleoptera; Silphidae
Exons: 26
Coding region: 1-4146 (1381 amino acids)
Molecular function (GO): protein-containing complex binding
Source: RefSeq, a predicted model, not a curated record
AUGGGUUCUAAUGAAGAAAAUAUGUUUAAUUGUUCGCUAGUUAGUAAAAACAAUUUAGAAUACAUUUUGGCAACAGGAAAGGACUUUAUAUGUGAAGAAUACGACAUCAAACAAAAAGACUCUGAAAAAUUCGAGGAUAGUGAAGAAUGUAGAAAUACUUAUGUAAAACAUUGGACUGAUGAAUUUCAUAACAAAAAGAUGUCGCCUGAAGCGCUUUUCGGUUAUUGCACGUACAGUUCGAUUGCUGCAACUGCAACAAGCAUCGGAAUUUUGGGAGCUUCGAAGCGGAACGACGUGGAAUUCCUUAUUUGCAUUGUAGUAAUGCUCUUCAAUUUGUUCAUCAUGAAUGGUGUCUUUUUAGGAGCUUUCACCUCUGUUCAAAUCGAUGGCUACAGGCGCAGAACGUUGUUUGGAACCAGGCUUAAUUUGAUUCUGCAACAAGUGGAUCAUAGAAAUGUUUCUAAAAAGUUGGCGAAGAAGAUCCGAACUUGGUAUUAUAAUUUUUGGAUGAAGGAAUCGGCAAUCCAUAAACUUGAAGCGUCGGAUCUUCUACCAGAAUCGAUGAUUAAUGAUAUAGAAUUGGAUAAAUAUUGGCAUACAUUAAAUCAGAGUUUAAUAUUGCGUCAUGUUAGUGAUGGUAUGAAGAGGGCAUUAGCACAGAAAAUGGAGACAUACUACUACAGUAAAGGAGACGUAAUUGUGUAUCAGGAUCAGCUGCAAAAUAAGAUCAUCUUCGUUGCAACUGGAGUCGUUCAAGUGGUCGCACCUGAUGAUAUCGAAAGCCCUAUCAUCAAUUUGGGUUACGGUUCGUGCAUCGGAGAGAGCUACAUGCUGUUGAACAUCCCCAAUGCUGCGCAUAUAUUAAUAGCCAAUUCCCAUGAGUUACAUGCAGUCAAACAAAAACAACUUCAAUUAUCGAGGAAACGCGUCGAUAAGACACUGAAACUAAUCAAGCAAGUUUUGAGGAGUUCUUUUGAAGAUAUUCAAACCGACAAGACUGAUCUCAAAACCACAGAUUUGUAUAUAAUCAAUAAAAUUGAAGGAUCAACGAAGCACAAGGAUAUGAUUUUCGUGACCACAAAUUGGCCUUGGAUUCUAUACCCGAAUAGUCAACUUUUGCAGAUUUGGAAUGGCCUGAUUUUCAUUAUCUCCGUUGCCGUAGCAAUAGUCUACCCUUACGUACUUUUUUACUUGAAAACUUCGCCACCUUUCUAUGAUGUUUUUUUAAGACCUGUAGCAAACAUUCUCUUCAUUGCUGAUGUUAUAGUCCAGAUUUUUACAGCAGUUGAAGAUGAUAAACAAAAUAUGAAUAGCACACUUUCAGGAAUUAUUUCGAAGAGGUUCACACAAUUGAAUUUUUUGAUCGAUGUAGCGAGUAUCAUUCCCAUAGAGAUAUUAUAUAAGGGUAUUCUGACAUAUGACCGUCGUAACAAUAUAUUCGAUUGCAAUCAUAUGCUGAAGAUAAUACGCAUUGUUUCAUUUUUUGUGAAUUUAACGAAAAGCUUCAAAUUUGGGACAAAUGUUACCAGGAUAUUCCUGUACGUUGUAUACUUAACUUAUUUGGGCUAUCUGCAAGGACUGUUCUAUUAUCUAGCUGGAUGCUCUUCCAGACAAAAGUAUGUUGAUGAAGUAUCGACUGUAAGGAAAUUCAUGAUUUCUAAUAAGAUGAAACGUCGAUUGUUGAACAGAUUGAAUCUGUAUAUGGAAAGUCAAUGGGAAAUCUCUGAAGGAAUCAAGGUCAAGCAUUUGAUGUUCGAUAUCCCCAAGUACUUCUAUGAAAAACUGAACAAGGACAGAUACUAUUAUAUGCUGGAAUCCAUACCAUUGUUUAAGUUGUUCUCAAGAGCAAUGAUUCGAAUGAUUUGUGGUAAAUGUGAGAUAGAAUUGUUUCCACCAAACGAAUACGUCACUUAUGCUGGAGAUACAACGCAAAAUAUGUACAUAAUUGAGAAGGGUUUUUGUGAGAUGCUUUUUAGCGGGAGUAAUAGGGCGGAUAAAAUCGUCGGACCGAUGACUGAUUUUUGUGUUAUUGAUAUGCUUUUAGAGGUUCCAGUUUUGUAUAAUAUUAGAACUUUAACCAACGUCAGUGUACUGAAGAUUUCUUUAGCUGAUAUCGACAAUGUAAUGUCGUACAAACCUGAGCUGAAAGGAAACGUGCACAAUUUGAUAGCAAUGACCAAGAAUACAAUUGCUGUUAAAAGGUUAUUCAUGAAGUCGGGUGAAACAUGGAACGUGCCGUACGUAAAACGGGUGCAACAAGGUUCCUUCUUCCGAUUCCCAAAUGGUAAAUUGCAUCCAUUGAAUCUAGAUUUCCAACGAGGUUGGAGACAAUUCACUCUUCUCAGAUACUUCAUGAGAAGGAAGACGAUUCUACCGAAUGGUCCAUUCCUUUAUAGAUACGCGAUUUUUCACGCCGUUAUCGUCUUCGCCAUGUGCACAAUAAAUCCGUGUCUUUUCGUUUACCAAUGCGCCAUGAAGAAAAUCUACGCAAUAUCCAUUUCGCUUUUCCUAGAUCUUCUUUUAUUAAUAGAUGUUUACAUACGUUUACAUGUAUGUUAUUACAAUGAAGACGGUGUUCUUGUAACGCAUCCCAAAUACACUGCAACCCAUUACAUAACCACCAGCUUCACCGUAGAUCUGCUAACGGCUCUACCGUUGAAACUAAUUUUCGAGAUUUUCUUGGGCAGAACGGACGCUUCCUACAUAAAUCUAAUUAAAGUACUUCGUGUCUAUAGAAUUCCGAACGCCUUCUCCUACUGUGAAAAAGACAUCUUGAAAAACAAGGAUAUUUGGCUGAGUAUAGUAAAAUAUCUGAUAUUAACUACCAUAAUCUUCAAUACACUUACUGCAAUUUUGAUCUUACUCGGAUGCAAGUACACUCCUUUGGAUGAAGUCAUCGAUAUACUCAUGCCUUACAACAGUUCUUGGGUUUUCACUAUAGAUACCGAUUCUGAACUAAGCAUCAAAGCAAACAGGAAUUCGAAUGCAAUGAAAAUUUACUACUUGGCAUUAUAUUACAUAACUCAGGCCUCUCUGAAGUUAGGAAUCGGAGAUAUAGCUGUGGUACAAAACAUCGAAGUCAUUUAUACAAUGUUGGUUGUAAUUUUUGGAUAUGUAUGGUUUACUUAUAUUCUGGUGACUAUUUCCAACACAAAAGCAGCUUUGAACUUGAAUCUAACUAUUUACCAAAACCAUAUGAAGGAUUUGAUCAUUUUCAUGAAGGAACAACGCGUACCUAAAUUGGUUCAAAAUAAGAACAUUCGAUUCUUUGAAUACAUGUGGCAGAGGACGCAAGGCACGAACACUAUGGACAUUUUCGACAACUUCCAUACGACUCUGAAAGGAGACUGCGUUCUAAGCAUGUACCAAGACACUCUGGCUUUGGUAUCUAUAUUUCAAAAUGCAGAUGCCAGCUUCUUCCGAGCCUUAUCAAUGCUCAUCAAAGAAGCUUACUAUUUGCAAGAUAUGGACAUCUGUUGUAUAAAUAACAUAGUCGACUCUGUAUACAUAGUUCAUCGAGGUGUCAUCAAGGUUACAAGACCUGACGGUCAUAUCGAGACAAAUCUAAGGCGUGGAGCAUUCAAGUUGACAAAAAGCGAAAUAUUCUACAUGUCUCGUACGAUGGAACUGAUCUCGAUGCUGGGUUCAUACUUCUCUUACCUAAUUAUUAUCUACCACGCUUCGUUUCAGCAUCAUAAGCCUUGGGUGAUUGCGCUCACCUUCUUCUUUGACUUUAUGCAAAUCGUAAAGAUUUACAUAACGUUCAAGACACCCUACAUCAGCAGAUUGGGAGAAAUCGUGAAGAACAAGAAGCGCAUCAAAAAUAAAUAUUUGAAGGAAUCAGCUUUAUACUUUGAUCUCUUCAGUUUGAUUCCAUUUGAGUUCUUCUCGUUCGCUUUCCCAACCGGAAACAUCUGGUUGUACGUUGCUUUGUUCAGAUUGAAUCGUGUUGUUCGUUUGAUCAGUAUUAAACGUUACUUUGGUCUAACUUAUGACUAUCUGAAUGUAAACGUUUUAGCCAUUAAACUAUUCUCGCUGUUCGUAUUCUGCACUACUUUCACGCAUACAAAAGGCCAGUUGUUGAGAAGCAACCUAACUGUGGAGAUCCCUACAUAUGCUCCCUAUACUACACUACUUCCAUACUAA